GACACAUAACAAAACGUCAACUUGAAAAAAAUAAUAAUUACAUUUCACUACUCAAACAAAUAACUUCAUUGCUUCAAUACAAAGAAAUCAACGCAAAAACAAUAUUAUAUUUUUCAUAAGAAUGUUGAAGUGGAGUCAGUGAAUUUUUGUACAAGUUUUUUUUUAUUGCUCUGUUAAAUUGAGUCCAUCGAGCAAAGUUUUAGAAAAACAAUCACUUACACCCCGAAUAACGCAAUAACAAAACGAUUAUCGGAACCGUAUCGUUGUAGUUUAGUUUUGAUCCAAAGAAAUGACAUUGCCCGAAUUUUUUGGUUGUGCCUUUCUGGCAUUUGGACCACCAUUAGCCUUGUUCACCAUGACAAUAGCACAAGAUCCAAUUCGCAUUAUUAUUCUAGUGGCGGCCGCAUUCUUAUGGCUGUGUUCACUAUUAUUAUCAUCACUUGUCUGGUUCAUAUUCGUUCCACUUCGAGAUGUCACCAUUUUUGGAAUGGUGAUUUCCAUAAUCAUACAGGAGGCGUUUCGAUACGGAAUUUACCGGGUCUUACGUGAAACAGAAAACGGACUACAAUUAGUUUCGGAUAACUCGCGAAUUGUUGAGAAUAAACAUAUUUUGGCUUACGUCAGCGGCUUGGGAUUUGGCAUCAUGUCGGGAGCAUUCGCUUUGGUCAAUAUUUUGGCUGAUUCGGUUGGUCCAGCGACCGUUGGUCUAUUAGAAGGGCAUCAAUACUUUUUGCUAACCAGUUCAGCGCAGGCAUUGUGCAUGAUUUUAUUGCAUACAUUUUGGAGUGUAAUUUUCUUCAAUGCCGUCGACACCCAAUCACGAUUACACAUCGGCUACGUUAUAGUCAGCCAUUUGAUUGUAUCCUGUAUAACAUUGCUGAAUAGCUACCAAAUGUAUACGCUUACAUUGACCACAAGCUAUUUUAUCACAGUGGCAACAGCCGUAAUCGCAUUUCGUGUCGUGGGUGGCACGAAAGAUUCGUUCACACGUUUCAUCACAUGUAAAUAACAACAACGAUCUUCUUCUAUAUAAGGGCAACAACAAAAAAACUCAGUUCAACUUGCGAACUCGUUUGUCGUCCGAGUGUUAUCCACACUUAUUUUUUUUAAAGCUCAGCAAGCUAUCAUUUUAGAAAAAAAAGCGAUAAAAAUACAUAUUCAUGGAUGUGUUUGUAUCAUUUCGAUUAUGAAUGAAUCGAAUUCGACUUUAGGUAUUAACUCUUUUAACCAUUCUAGAUGUAAUAAGUUUAUGUGUAUUUCUUUUGAUGGUAUAGCGAUUUUUUGAGUACAAAAAAAUAUUUCAAAA
Messenger RNA from Contarinia nasturtii (swede midge), 1306 nucleotides. RefSeq names its product gamma-secretase subunit Aph-1 (gene aph-1). Gene Ontology annotation, biological process: protein processing; positive regulation of catalytic activity; Notch receptor processing. Gene Ontology annotation, cellular component: endoplasmic reticulum; membrane; gamma-secretase complex. The record is from RefSeq and is a predicted model, not a curated record. Lineage: Eukaryota; Metazoa; Arthropoda; Insecta; Diptera; Cecidomyiidae. Bases 290 to 1009 code for a protein of 239 amino acids. The transcript has 3 exons. Gene Ontology annotation, molecular function: protein-macromolecule adaptor activity.